Molecule: messenger RNA, 3558 nt
Organism: Sordaria macrospora k-hell
Lineage: Eukaryota; Fungi; Ascomycota; Sordariomycetes; Sordariales; Sordariaceae
Biological process (GO): maturation of 5.8S rRNA from tricistronic rRNA transcript (SSU-rRNA, 5.8S rRNA, LSU-rRNA); maturation of LSU-rRNA from tricistronic rRNA transcript (SSU-rRNA, 5.8S rRNA, LSU-rRNA)
Cellular component (GO): nucleolus
Source: RefSeq, a predicted model, not a curated record
AUGGGAAAACGCCAGUUCAGAGGCGCAGAAAAUGGGGACGGGCCGCGAAAAAGGCAACGCGUCGUCCACGAGGCUCCCACGUCUGAAGUCAUUCACACCAGUCGCCAAUUGAGGCAGCUCCUCGCCUUUGACCCAGACCUUGGGCGUUCGAGACAUGGACUCCAAUCGUUCAAGCUUCUUCUCGAUUCCCUACUCUCUCGCGAUGACAAGACCGACAGUGCUGAGAAACGCCAACAGCAUGAAGCACGCUUCACGAUAGUCAAGGAAUACCUACAGUCUACGAAACCGAUCGAGGACGACGAAAGCUCAACAUAUCUUCCGGAUAUCAUGCAAACAUGGAGCAAUGCUGGCCAAGUCAAUAACGAGAACCUCCUUUCCGCUGUACCGGUUGUCCUCGCACUGCUUCUAAAACUGCUGUCUCAAAGCCUUGAGCUUACGCCAAUCGGAUUGGGAAUUUGCAGGACCUUGUUGCAAAAACGUCAGCAAGAACUGAUCUCCCGCAGCUUGUCGGCCGACAAAGGAAAGGCUUUCAUUAUCUCGCCCACCCUGCGUAUGCUCAGGGAGGCGGUAUGCUUCGAUGGAGGUGCCAUUGCUCGGCCAAUGUUCCGCGCGAGAGUUUCGAUGCUCAAGUCAUUGGCACGGAACAUGGGGAUUGUUCACAUCGGAGAGGAGCCUGAGGACAUCAAGAAGCCCUCCCCACGCACCAAUGCUGUUCAACUUUUCCUGAGCGCUCUCAAAUACUUGCAUCCCGAAGCCAAGAAGGAGCUGCUUGCGCAGAGGGAUGUCGUUACUGCCCUCACGAGGGAUAUCAAGCAAGAUCUACCUUACCUGGUGCUGGAUAUUCUCAAUGGAUUGAGGGAUCACGUCUUACUUGACAACAAGGUUCCCCGGGAGGCCAAGUCCAAUUUUCUCAGUUCCACGACAUUGAUCAAAAUCUCGGGCUUAUACUACUACCGUCUAGCUAGCGAUGAUCUCCCAUCGAUAUCAGACGCCGCUCAUGACUUUCUAAUGACCGCAUGCACCAACCCAUCAUGUGGUGUUCUGAGACAGGAUAGCGGACUGUAUCCCAGAGAGGCGGAUCCAAACGCUGCUAUCCCCAGCGCCGACCUUGAAGAGCUUGGGCUGGAAGCUAUUGUAUGGAUGAACAAGUUCAAGACAGAAGUUCCCGUCCGCAACUUUGUUCUGUCAAACUUGCUCCAAAAUCUUCGCCCAUGGUCAAGCGUGAAGCAGAGCGAGCUGAUCACCGCGAUCUUCAAGGUUGCACCAGAGUUGAUCGCGGACUUUUUUAUCAAGAACAAAUCGUUUACCUUCGAGCCCAAGCUAUCUGCGACAUGGAUUGGAUAUGCAGCAUUCUUGUUCAACACAGUAGCACUGCCGCUGCCUGAGUACUUUUGCCGUGGGUCUGGCUAUGCCGAACUUCCUCCCCCGACAUCCAUCGUCAUGGAUAACAUCCUGCCUCUUCCCCUGAACCAGAAAGCACUCAGCCGCUGCUUAACGAAUAAGGCCAGGAUGAUCUCCUUCUUUGCGACCCGAAUUCUCAUCCUAGCGGUGCAGAAGCUUGACACGGCCGUUAAGAUGCACCAAGACCCAGCUCACAGCUCGAAAUUCCACAAUAACCAAGCGCUCUGGACGGAAGCAGCUCGCCGGUUAGUUGACGAGUUCUGCCAAAGGAGCCCAGGCAUCAAGGAGAUGAUCAAUUCGUACCGAUCUAUCCCAGAGGAUGAUAUUUUGCACCGCGAGGCUGCUAGUCAGCUGUUGCGCUUGUAUUACGAGGUCAUUCCGCAGGUCGCGCUCAUGGCCAAGUUCGACGUCUCCCCACUACUAGAGACAGCACUCAAGAGACUGUCCAAGCAGGAAAAGCAGAAGGAGGCUGCCUCAGAAGAGGAUGGUGAGAUUGAUCCUCGUGACUUUGCGCUGAGCCUCAAAGAACUGGAGAAUCUCCUCGCGAUUGCAGGUUAUUCUCCCGGCAUGAGGUGGUUUGCGGCGACAGAGCAGCUCACUCUGUCACCGUUUACAACCCUGUUGAAGGUUUAUGUUGAGGCACUCCAUGGCGUUUCGCUGGCACCAGUACGGCAGGUUCUCGACUUCGUAGCGGUGGAGCAGCAGGUUGUCCCCGCAAAGGAUAAGGGUCACCCUGGAAUCUCUGUUCUUCUUGAAACUCUUAAGGAGCUCACGGCGUCGUCUCCUUCGUCUCUUGCCGCCUUGUGGCCUUUCUUGGAUAAAUGCCUUACUCGCUGCACCACGGCGCCAGUCAAGUAUCUCGAGAUGCUGCAGGAUCUGGCCAAGGAUGCGGAGGACGAGGUACUUACUGUCAGCCCGUUGGUCGCUGCUAUCAUCGAGCAACUGCCUUUUGCUGCCAAGGCGACGGAUUCCAAGACUACACUCGAUGGACUUAGUCGUUUCCUGCCAAAGUUCCUCGGAUAUUCGGCAGCUGUUGGGGAGAGCAAGCCUUUGCUUGAGGCUGCGCUUGCGGUCAUGUCUGACUCAUUUACCAAAGGACUUGGGAAGUCAUUGGCUGUGCCCAAGAAGCAUCCAUUCAAGCAAACAAAGGGUGGAAAGUCGACCGAAGUCAAGCAGGACACGAACAACACAGCAGCGGAAGGGAAGAAACCGGAAUCUGGUGAUGACGUCGCCGCCUUGGACAGCGAACAGUUGGAGCGUGUUCUCGAUCUUCCAGACAGCCUGGCCACUGAUAACUCAGCACUCAUCAAGUGGCAAAACAAGUCCGUGGAUGAGCUUGUGGACGAAGGUCACGCCAUCUCCCUCAUUAGCCUGCUUGCCUCCGAGCACGCCAGUAUCAGGAAGGAGGCGCUCGUCAACAUUUUAAAGAUAGCUGCCAAAGUCCAGCAAUCCGAGUACGAGGAGAAAGAACAGAUCUGGUUGUUGCUCUCAGAGCUUGCGGAAACCGCCAGGGUGGCAGCCGUCAGCCAGGCCGUCAACGCAGUGGCGCCGCUCCCGAGCACCAUCAUUGCUUUCGCUUGCCACGCCGUCAACGUCUUGCGCGACCCGACACACAGCCUCUAUCCCAAGAUCAACUCCCUCCUUACAAGGGGGCCCUUUUGGAGCGUGGACAGAGUGCCGCUGGCGGAUGAGGUCUUGACCGAGGAACCCGCAGUUGGCGAUUCGUACUUUGCGCAGCUCAACUGGCUACUGGCAUAUCUGCUGGACGGCCUUAGGACGUCUAAGGACUUGGAGUUGUUCCACAAGAAGAGGGCAAAGGGCCCGCUGUUUGAGCGGUUGUUGGCGGUAGCAGGAAACCCAUACAUGAGAACGCCGCUGAGAAUGCAGGUCCUCAGGAUACUGUACCGGGCAACUAAAAUCGAGGGGGGUAGCACAACGCUCGUCACAAGGUUUGGCGUGGUCAGCUGGCUAGAGGAGCUGUUGAAGAUGAAGAAGGGCUUGUUGACGACGCAAACUCAAGGUGCAGCAGGCAACAUUGUCAGCUCUGAGGACGAGGUUGCGGUGUAUAAGGGCCUGCUGAAGAGGAUCUGGGAUACUUGUGAUAAGGGAAGGGUUAAGGGAUGGAGUAAAGGAGGUGUUGAGGGUGUGAUUGCCUAG